Messenger RNA from Mobula hypostoma (lesser devil ray), 7759 nucleotides. RefSeq names its product guanylate cyclase 2F, retinal (gene gucy2f). The coding region runs from base 746 to 4075 and encodes 1109 amino acids. Gene Ontology annotation, molecular function: adenylate cyclase activity; guanylate cyclase activity; peptide receptor activity. Gene Ontology annotation, biological process: protein phosphorylation; receptor guanylyl cyclase signaling pathway; cGMP biosynthetic process. The record is from RefSeq and is a predicted model, not a curated record. The transcript has 19 exons. Gene Ontology annotation, cellular component: plasma membrane. NCBI's taxonomy places the organism in Eukaryota, Metazoa, Chordata, Chondrichthyes, Myliobatiformes, Myliobatidae.
ACCAGAGUGAGGCACAGAAAGGGUGGUGGAUUUGAAAUGUUACCUCGAACUUCACGCAAACCUUGAUCCGAGCUGCGACUGAACAAGGUUUGUUAUUUCUGCCUGUGACUAAGUACUGAAAUUGACCCGGAGACGGGGUAGUCCUGUCCGUGGUGCUGAAAUGUGAAUAGGCCUGUGCUUAAAUCAACAGUGGUGAGCGUCACUGAGUUGGACGUCCAAUGUUCGGCAGCUUUCCUCCAGAAUAACUGAAACGGCAUCCAAGAAGACAGAUUAACCUGGGAGGCAAAAGAUAUUAUUUUCCUUCUUCAUUUCGUGAAGGAAUUAAAUAGAAUGAAAGAAUGACUUGUUGCAAAAUUAGAAGACAAAAUUAAACGUACAGUGUUUUGAAUAUUUGGAUGAAGUUUAUUGCAUUUCUUGAGUUAAUAAUUAUGAAAAAAGUGACGAAACAUUAAUGAGCCCGAGAAGGCUAUUCUCACAGUUUGUUUUAUGAUUUCUUUUUAUUACCGUGACUGUAACCUGGAGAAUGUGAAACUCAUAAUUUGCUUUCACUCAAGUGCAAAACCAACAAACCACUUACUGAAUGUCAGUUCAUCUCUGCAUCAUAUUAGACAACACAGCUGAAGGUGUUAAGAGUAUAUCUUCAUCUUUCCAAUACAAUAUACGCUGGACUUUUCAGGGUCAAAUAUCAACAGUCUGUGAAUGAACCCCUCCUGCUCAUCGCCAGGCUCUGAAUGUUCUCAGGAAAAUGCUGAUCCUCUUCUGGACAUUAAGAGGUUUUCUGCUGAAGCUUACUAAUCAUCCUCGAUGGUACCACCCUCAGAAGCAAAGAUAUUUUGUGAAAUUAAAAUAUUUCCCAUCUCUAUGGCAGUUGAUUUUGGGAUUAUCAGCUCUAAUGUACCAAGCAGAUUCACUUACAUUCAGGAUUGGAGUUGUUGGACCAUGGCAUUGUGACCCACAUUUUUCGAAAGCUCUCCCAGGAAUGGCUGCUAAGUUGGCCAUGGAUAGGAUCAAGAGAGAGAAGGUCCUACAAAAUGUAUAUGUACUUGAAUAUGCAGUGCUCCAAGAUGACUGCCAAACUUCAAGGGCCCUCACAAACUUUAUGGAGUUUAAUAAAGAUAUCUCUGUGUUUCUGGGUCCAGUGAACCCAGGUUACUGUGAGGCAGCUUCAUUGAUGGGCAAGCAUUGGAAUAAGGGAAUAUUUUCAUGGGCCUGUGUUAACUUUCAGCUUGAUAACACCGAGAGCUACCCAACAUUUACGAGGACCUUGUUAUCUCCUGUCAGGGUUUUGUUUAGCGUGAUGAAACACUUUCUCUGGGCCCACGUUGGUAUAAUAUCUUCAAAUGAAAACAUCUGGGUAGAUACUGCCAACAAAGUGGCCAACGCACUCCGAUACAAAGGUCUUCCAGUCGGGAUUGUCAGCUCAAUGGGGUACACCAAUGAAGAUAUUUUGGAAACCUUAACGAAGAUUAAAAAUGUUCCAGAUCUUCGAGUGAUUGUUAUGUGCAUGCACUCCGCUCUCAUCGGAGGUGAGCAGCAGUCAAUCUUCCUACAGAAAGCCCAUGACCAGGGGCUGACGGACGGGAGAUACGUCUUCAUACCAUACGACACUUUACUCUACAGCCUACCUCACAAGAACACUACUUACUCCGCACUGAGAAGCAAAACCAAGCUGCUGGCUGCCUAUGACGCUGUCUUGACCAUAACAAUGAACGCCGACGAGAUGUCCUUUUACGAGGCUUUUAGAAAGGCGCAAGAGAGGGGAGAAAUAGCAACAUCCCAGCUUGCAGAGCAGGUUUCCCCGCUUUUUGGAACAAUUUACAAUGGCAUCUAUUUCAUCGCCAAGACCAUGGAGAACGUGCUGAGACAUGGAGUCUAUAUCUCAGGGAUGACACUUGCCAAUUAUACUAAGAAUUUGAACUUCACUGGUUUCAAUCAGAAGAUCGAGACCAGGGAACGAGGCGAAGGGAUAGCAAACUAUGUCAUCUUGGACACCGAUGGGGAGAGUCACCAGCUGCUAGCUACCUACACGAUCAAUAUGGCAACUGAAACUCUGCAGCCUGGAGGUAAUGGAAUUCAUUUCCCCAGGGGAUCACCUCCGAAUGCUGACUCUGACUGUUGGUUUGAGCCAAAUAUCAUUUGCACUGGAGGCAUCGAGUUGAUAGUUGUGAUACUGGGUUUUGGGUUCAUCAUUGGCCUGGUACUGUGUGGACUUGUCGUUGUCUACUUUGUCAGGUGGCGAAUGCAGCUCAUACAGAUGGUGAAGGGGCCCAACAAGAUCAUAAUGACCUUCGACGACCUCGCCUUCAUCAACCCACAACUCAGCAAGAAGAAACUAAAUCUGGAUGAGCUGAGCGAUGGAAGAAGUAUGUCUGAGCAUAAAAGUGUGAAGUCUCUGGGCCAGUCGCUGUCUGGGCGAAGUUCUGCCGCGGCAACUCAUGAGAACUCAAACGUGGCAGUGUACGAGGGGGACUGGGUCUGGCUAAAGAAAUUGGACUCCAGAUGUAACCAAGAGGUGCAGAAAUCUACAACCAAAAUAUUGAGAAAGAUGCGAGACCUGCGGAAUGAGAAUGUAAACCCUUUCUUGGGCUUCCUGAGUGACAAUGGAGUGCUGGCCAUUGCCACUGAGUACUGUUCCCGGGGCAGCCUUCACGACCUUCUACGCAACGAAGACGUGAAGCUUGACUGGAUGUUCAAGUCCUCUCUCCUUCUGGAUCUAAUCAAGGGUAUGAAAUACCUUCACCACCGAGACUUCCCCCACGGACGUCUGAAAUCCCGUAACUGUGUGGUAGAUGGGCGGUUCGUACUGAAGGUCGCGGACUAUGGCUAUGUCGAGAUACUGGAUACACAGAAAGUUCCUCACGAGACACCACCCCCGGAAGAAUUGUUCUGGACGGCUCCUGAGUUUCUGAGGGAUCCUGAGUUAUCCAGGAAGGCGACAGUAAAAGGAGACACUUACAGUUUCGCCAUCAUCCUGCAGGAAGUCGUGGUCCGUGGGUCUCCCUACUGUAUGUUGGGGCUCAGCCCUGAAGAGAUAAUAAAGAAAGUGAAGAAGCCACCUCCGAUGUGUCGGCCCACAGUCUCCCCAGAUCAAGCACCUUUGGAAUGUAUCCAGCUUAUGAAGCAGUGCUGGAGUGAGCUUCCAGACCGGAGGCCUACCUUCAACGAGAUCUUCGAUCGAUUCAAAAUCAUAAACAAAGGGAAGAAGACCAACAUCAUUGACUCCAUGUUGAGAAUGUUGGAGCAGUACUCCAGUAACCUGGAGGAUCUAAUCCGAGAGCGAACAGAAGAGCUGGAAGUCGAGAAGCAGAAAACAGAGAGGCUCCUCUCGCAAAUGCUGCCCCCAUCUGUUGCAGAAGCACUGAAAACAGGCGGCAAUGUGGAGCCCGAGUAUUUUGACGAGGUGACCAUCUACUUUAGCGACAUUGUUGGUUUCACCACGAUAUCGGCAAUGAGUGAGCCCAUCGAGGUCAUCGACCUUUUAAAUGACCUCUACACUUUGUUCGAUGCAGUUUUAGGCAAUCAUGAUGUUUACAAGGUCGAAACCAUCGGUGAUGCUUACAUGGUGGCGUCAGGGCUCCCGAAGAGAAACGGCAACAAACACGCCGCAGAGAUCGCCAACAUGUCCCUGCACCUCCUCAGCUCGGUGGGCUCUUUCAAGAUGAGGCAUAUGCCCGAGGUCCCCAUCAAGAUCAGAAUUGGGAUGCAUUCAGGGCCGUGUGUGGCAGGCGUUGUGGGGCUGACCAUGCCUAGGUACUGCCUCUUUGGAGACACCAUUAACACCGCUUCACGGAUGGAAUCCACAAGCUUGCCCUAUCGAAUUCAUGUCAAUAAGAAUACUGUAAGAAUUCUCCGCACAUUAGAUGAGGGCUAUCAGAUACAGGUCCGCGGACAAACUGAGCUGAAGGGCAAGGGCAUUGAAGAAACUUACUGGCUGGUUGGGAAAGAUGAUUUUACUGACCCUUUACCUGAGCCACCGGCAAUCAAACCAGGGGAGAACUGGCAAAUGACAGUGACCAAAGAGAUUCAGACCCUAUUCCAGAAGGCAAACAAGGCGACAGACAAACAGAAGGAUUGAGCAACGCACACAAAAUUCUGGAGGAGCUCAGCAGGCCAGGCGGCAUCCAUGGAGGGGAAUAAAAAGGCGACAUUUCCGGCCAAGAUCCUUCUUCAGGACUGAAAAGAAAGGGGGAAGAAGGCAGAAUAAGAAGGCGUGAGGGAAGUGAUAAAGUGAGAGACUGCUACUGGAAUCACCUUCACUGUCAAAGCCAAGGGCUUUUUGAAGAAGCCAGGAUGAUAGCUCAUUGCUUUAACAAGAUUAAAGCAGAUCUUGUUAAUUCUGUUCUUCCCAGCACAGCAGAAUGAAACAGAACCCUUCUAUUUAAAGAAGAUAAUAUUCCUUAAUAUUGCUGCAGACCAGAGGAUGAAGACAGGUUCAAUGAAGCCUAACACAAGAAGCAGGAGCAACUAGCAACCAUACAGUAUAAUAGUUCAUGGAUUUCACUUUUCUUAUUAUAGUCAUCUGACAUUAAUUUCCUAUUAGAUCAUAAAACACAGGAGAAGAAUUAGGUCAUUCAGCCUAUUGACUCUGCUCAGCCAUUCCAUCAUAACUGAUUUAUUAUCCCUCUCAAUGCAUUCUCCCGCUUUCUCCCUGUAACCUUUGAUCCUCUUACUAAUCAAGAACCUAUCAGCCUCCACUUUAAAUACACCAAUUGACUUGGUCUCCACACACAUCUGUGGCAAUGGAUUCCACAGAUUUACCACCCUUUGUCCAAAGAAAUUCCUCCUUAUCUCUACUCUUUUGUUCUGAGGCUGUGCCUUCUGGUCCUGGACUCCCCCACUAUAGGAAACAUCCUCUCCACAUCCACUCGAUCUAGGCUUUCAAUAUUCAAAAAGUUUCAAUUAGAUCCUCCCCCCCCCCAUUCUUCUAAACUCCAGCGGGUACAGGCUCAGAGCCAUCAAACGCUCCUCACGCUCCACCCUUUCAUUCCCGGGAUCAUUCUCGUUUACCCCUUCCAGACCCUGUCCAUUGUCAGCGCAUCCUUUCAUAGAUAAAGGGCCCAAAACUGCUUGGAGACGUUCCAAUCCUGACACACGAGGCUGUUGGUCACCAGUGCUGUUUUAUUUGAGAAGAGAACAAAGUGACAGGGUGCUCGAAGGCUAUGUUGCAUGUUCUUCCAUGGUACACAGAGAGGGGGCCCUGUCUGUCACCUGCAAUGAACCCAGGUGAUCAGAACACUGGGACAACCCCUCACUCUUCCCCGUUCAUCUCUCUCCACCAGCCUAACCAUUAACCCCAUUAUAUUCAUGUAAAGCCUUACAUGAACAUGGCAGUGUAGCAGGUCCUAUAACAGUGGCAGUGACGAUCGAUCAGGUUUCAGUUCCUGUCGCUGCCUGUAAGGAGUUUGUACCUUCUCCCCGUGACCGCACGGUUUCUCUUCUGGCUGCUCCGGUUUCCUCCCUCGUUCCAAGACAUAUGGUUAGGGUUAGUGAAUUGUGGGCAUGCUAUAUUGGUGCCGGAAUUACAGUGAAUCCUGUGGUUUUCCCAGCACAACCCCCACUGAUUUAAUUUGACACAAAUAGUGCAUCUCACUGUGUUUCUUGACGUACAUGUGACAAAUAAAGCUAAUCUUUAUCAAAUGGAACGUUGAGUAGAUGGAGAGAUCAGUUGCCAUGACAUCUGUCUGUCUCCUUUGGUUUGCUCAGUGGGACAAUAACGUGAGACACACUGCCAGUUUUCUCCAAGGAUUGGUAGUGUAUGGGCACUUCAAGCCUUACCUCCACCCUGGGGAAUGUUCUGAUGAUGCUUGUUGAGAGCAAGGAGGUGUGACAGAUUGCCCGACGGCAGGUGGCACUUCUCACCCAAUGGAGAGAGGGUGAAUUGAAGAGUUUGUCAUGCCAGGCCAGUUAUUUUACUCAUUUAAGGAAUGUGGGCUUCCCUGGCUAAGCCAACAUUUAAUUGUCUCCUCCCCAGUGGUGGUGAGCUGCCUUCUUGAACCCGCAAUCAUUGAGUGUGGGUCUGUAGGUUCCUGUACCUCCUCCCUGAUGGUAGUAACGAGAAGAGGGCUUGUCCUGGAUGGUGAGGGUCCUUAGUGAUGGAUGUUGCCUUUCUGAGGCACAUCUUCUUGAAGAUGUCCUCAAUCGUGGGGAGUCUUGAGCCAUGAAGGAGUUGACAACCCUUGCAAUCUCGCGCAUUGGAGCCUCCAUACUAGUCAGCAAUGCAACCAUUCUCUCCAUCAGAUCUGCAGAAAUUUGCUGGAGUCUUUGGUGGUGAGUCUGUCUGGAACGGAUGGAGCUCUUCAGAUGUGUGUCGCACAGAGUUGUUAGGCAGGGACUUCAACAAUUUUGACCCAGCGAUGGCAAAGGGACAGCAAUAUACACCCAGUGGCCACUUUAUUAGGUACCUCCUAUACCUAAUAAAAUGGUAGCUGCAUGUAUGUUCAUGGUCUUCUGCUGCUAUCAAAGUCACUUCCCCAAUCUGAUAUUUAGAUUGAACAACAACUGAACCCCAAUGCAUAAAAGCACACCUGCAUGCAUUGAGUUGCUGCCACAUGAUGGGCUGAUCAGGUAUUUGCAUUAAAGAGCAGGUGUAAUUAAUAAAGUGCAUUUCCAUGUCAGGAUGGUGCGUGGCUUGGAGAGCAACUUCCAGGGGGUGGUGCUCCCCCUGCUUUUGCCGUCCUUGUCCUUCCAGCUGGUAGAGGUGGUGGCUUUGCAAGGUGCUGUGUCAGGAGGCUUGGCGAAUUGUGGCAAUGCAUCCCGUAGAUACAUCAGGUGUGGAGUGAGUGAAUGGUUUUGGAUGGCGUAGCUACCCAACAGGCUGUUAUGACCCAGAUGGUGUCACUCAUCUUGUAAAUACACUGCCUGGAACAAGGCAACGGCAGCCACUUCCGCAGAAAAAUUUGCUAAGAGCAAUCAUGGUCAUGAGACCAGGAUCUCCCAUGCCAUACGCCAUGGCACAUAAUGAUGAUGGAGUUCAAAUUCAUGUGUCGUUGAAGCCACACUCAUCCAGGCGAGAGGAGAGUGUUCCAUCACACUCCUGAAUUGAGCCUUGCAGAUGAUUCAAUGUUCAAAGUACAUUUAUUAUCAAAGUAUAUAUACAAAUUAUAGGCAGACGCAAAACAAAGAAACCCUACAGAACCCAUUAAAAAAGACCUAAUGUGCAGGAAAAGAAACAAAUUGUGCAAACAAUGAAAGUAAGCAAAUAAGAUUCAUGGUGGACACUGAAUGGGAGUUAGGAGGAGAAUUACUUGCCAUUUUCUGACCUGCUCCUGUAGCCACAUUGUCUAGACAGCUAGCCACACAUGGCUACUCCAGUUCAGUUUCUGGUCAAUGAUAACCCCCGGGAUACCGAGAGCUUGGGGGGGGGGGGGUUGGUGGUGCUGUGAUCCAGGGCUGCAGGGCAGCACGAUAGUGUAGUGGUUAGCAUAAGGCAAUUAAAGCACCAGUGACCCCAUUCAAAAAUGCUGUCUGUAAGGAGGUUGUACGUUCUCCCAGUGACCGCGUGGUUUCCCCCCACAUUCUAGAGCUGGGCACACUACACUGGUGCUGGAAGCGUGGCGACACUCGUGGGCUGCCCCCGGUGCAUCCUCGGUCUGUGUUGCUCAUUGAGGCAUUUGAUUUAAUGUUUCAAUGUACAUGUGAGCGAUAAAGCUGACUUUGUAAUGCCCUUGAGUGUCGGGGGUGAUAGCUACAUUAUCUCCAGGUGGAUAUCACCAUUGUCUGGCACUUGGUGGGCAAGAGAGCCCUGGUGGAAGAUGGAGAA